CUCAACACCAGUGCACUCUUGUGUAAAGACUGACGUCCGCUUGCUUCCUAUCUUCCCCUCCACGUCACUCCUCGACUAUAGGCCCUCCAUCCCCGCACUAACGCCCUUCCAGUUAUCCCGUACUGGCGCCUCACCCACUGGCGCGCUUCCAGCACUGACGCCCUCCGCGCACCGCAGCAAUUAGGCGUUUAGACACUGCCCCGCGCCCUAGCCGCACUAGGCGGGCCAUGACGGUCACGCUUAAAGUCGCGGGCUCGUGGUCCGGGCAGGUUGAGAUUCCGUCGCUGACCGAAUGGACUGUGCGCGAGCUGCGGGCGGAGCUCGCGCGCCUCUCCGGGAUCGACGCGGGCAGCUUGAAGAUCAUUUGCGGCGGGCGCACGCUUAAAGACGAGGCGGAGGCGGAGGCGGAAGCGGAGGCGGAGGGGGAAGAGGAGGCGGAAAGGGAGAGGGAGCGACGCGGGGAAGUGGCGACGGGGGCGGAAGGGAGAGAUGCUGAGGGGAAUAUGGGGGACGCGGAGAUGGGGAAGGGGGAAGGGGGUGGGGAGGAGAAGGGGGAGGGGAAGGGGGGAAUGGAGGGGGAGGGGAAGCGGACGGCGAAGCGGAAGGGCGGGCGGGGGAGGAGCUUAGAGGAGGUCGGGGUGAGGGCGACAUCAAGGCUUCUGGUGACAGGUGGCGGCAAGCGAUUGGGCGGCGAGAUUGCGGCGGAGGGGAAGAGAGUGGUGCAGGAGGAAGCUGCGAGGAAAGAGACGGAGGAGAGGCUGGGGCGGUUGAGGGCGGCAGCAGCUGCCAUUGCGCGGAGAGGCAGGGCAGGCAGGGGAGGCCAAGGCGUGAGGGGCGAUGGUAACAAUGAUGAUGGGGGCAAUGAUGGUGGUGGUGGUGAUGAUGAUGACAAUGAUGAUGCGGAGUUGCUGCUGGAGAAUCAGAGUGGCCAGAGGCUGGAGAUGGCAGCAAUUGAUAAGCGCUCUCUGGUGACUGGACUCCUGCUGCACUCCCACGGCCGCUCUCUCCUCAGCAAGGGAAAUUUCGUGGAAGCCCUCCCUGUGCUGGAGAUGGCUGAGGAAGCAUUCAACAUCUGCGACGCCAAAAUCACUGAGUCAGUCGACAACAUCCCAAUGCUCCUAUUGGACAUCGUAUGGUGCCACUACAUGACGAAAGACGUCGCCAACCUGGCAUCCGCUAAAGGACGGCUCGCUGCCGCCCGGGCUGCUCUGCGCAGGGCGCAUGGAGCAGACAUGUCAAGGCUGAGGAUGCUUCAGGGAAACUUCCGACCUGAGUUAGCUACGUAUCUCCGUCUGGACCUAUUAGACGCAAUUGCAGCAUACCACAGUGGCGACGUGGAACACGCACGCUUGCUGCUCGCAUCAGCUCAGUCCCUGUUUCAGCAGCUGCAAGUCUCGGACGAUUCACUGGCCGGCCUGGCAGCCAUGGGCUUCUCGGCCAAUGAGGCAAGGCGGGCACUGCGCGUGGCGGGCGGCAACGUGAGUCGGGCGGCGGAGUUUGUCAUCUUGCAACGGCAGCGCGGGGCAGAGAAGGCAGAAGAGGACAGAAGACAGAGGCGGCUGGAAAGAGAGCAACGGGCCUAUGGGAGGACGCCAAGUGGCAAGAAGGUGGACAUGCGGCUAUUAGAGGAACUGGUCACCUACGGUUUCGCUCGCCCAGUGGCAGCAGAAUCUCUCCGCCAGAGCGACAACAGCCACCAGAGGGCGCUAGACGCUCUCCUCGACCCCUCCUCCCUCGCUGCUCUCGAGGUGGCAGUGGCGGAAGGGCGGGCGGAUGGCAGCAGGAAGAGGCCCAGCAGGGGAGGUGCGGACAGGGGGGCAGGGGUGCCGUCGGAUGGAUCUGUGGCAGCUCUGGUGGCGCUAGGCUUCUCCGCUCACCAAGCCCGGCUUGCCCUAGAAGGUAGUAACAACGACGUGGAAGCAGCAGCAGCAGCGUUACUGCAGGGGGUGUAUGGGGAGGCUGGAAGUGGGGGCGAGGGGGGCAGUGGGGAAGGGGUCCUAGGGGAGGGGGAGGGCGGGGCAGAGGCAGGAGCAGAGGCAGGGGGGGUAGAUGGGGGUGGAGAAGCAGGAGAAAUGGAGGUUGAGGGAGGGGAAGGGAGUGAGGGAGGGGGUGAGGGAGGGAGUGAGGAGGAGAGAGAUGAGGAGAUGGAGGGGGAGAUAAGGAAGGGUGUGAGUGGCGACCCCUAUGCUGAGUAUGACCUGGAUGUGUCGCUGGAGGCUGCUGCCAUUGAAGAGUACUCCAAGCUGAUCAGCACCCAAGAGAUCAGCUAGUGGUGCCAGUGUGUGGUUGAGAGUGCAAGAUGGUAGGUAUGAGUUUGCAGGGUAUCUUUGAGAAUUCUCACAGCAUGGUGAUGGAAAGGCAAGAUAGUGUGUAUUCUCACUGAAUUGGCCACAUCCGUGUUGCCUGUGUGUAGAGACGACGUGAUUGCAAGCCACAACCUGGCUCAAAAGGUGUCAAGUUGUAUAUAUGCUAUGAACGAACAUCAUAGGUGUGCAGAACUAUUGUGGGUUCUCAACAAAACGGUAGCGCAAUGGUAUCAUUAUGGC
This is a messenger RNA of Closterium sp. NIES-67, 2546 nucleotides long. NCBI's taxonomy places the organism in Eukaryota, Viridiplantae, Streptophyta, Zygnematophyceae, Desmidiales, Closteriaceae. The record is from the annotation of a GenBank genome assembly.